GGAUGCGGUUUGUUGGUUGUGUUUGGGUCUAUGAUAUAUAAGGACAGUGAAUGGUAGUUUGACGUGUAUUACGUGGUAGAGCCGGAUGAGAGUAAGCUUUAUCCAGAUCUGUUGGACGUACGUGACUGGACUGGAGGUGUGAGCAACUGAUCCAGGGCCGGAUCACAUGGCUUUGGCGGGGUGACUGCUAUCUACGGCUGAAGCUCAGGGUCCAAAGGCCGCUGAGCUGCGGCGGGGUCAUGGCACGGUGGGCUGGCGUAGGCGCGGUACUCAGCGCUGUUGAUGUUCAAGUUCUUCUGAAUGAGCCUGUCGCACUAGAUGACUGUUUGUCUAUAGGUUUUUACGUCUUGACAGCCGAGCAAGAUGCACAGGCGAUCACUAGAGAGGGCGCACGGCCCAGUCGCUUGUCGGAGCUGUCAAGUCAUGGCAGCCUGAGUGUAGCUCCGGCUCGGUGACAGCGCUGUGGGGCCGGAUCUGGGCCGGAUCUAGAAUCACUGUUGAUGACGUAGCGACUACGAC
Messenger RNA from Emericellopsis atlantica, 519 nucleotides. RefSeq lists its product as uncharacterized. The record is from RefSeq and is a predicted model, not a curated record. The transcript has a single exon. The coding region runs from base 240 to 455 and encodes 71 amino acids. NCBI's taxonomy places the organism in Eukaryota, Fungi, Ascomycota, Sordariomycetes, Hypocreales, Bionectriaceae.